Molecule: messenger RNA, 2263 nt
Organism: Epinephelus moara (kelp grouper)
Lineage: Eukaryota; Metazoa; Chordata; Actinopteri; Perciformes; Serranidae
Product: translation initiation factor IF-2
Exons: 10
Coding region: 119-1111 (330 amino acids)
Source: RefSeq, a predicted model, not a curated record
CUGAGGCACUGAGGAAGAAAAGCAGCAAAAGAAAGCAUCACCCCCGGGCUCAGAGCUUUGAUAAUAAUCUAGACUUUGUAGCUUUUUCCACCUGCUGCUGCCUUUAGACAAACUUACAAUGCCUUCGCUUGGUCUUUCCUUCUUUAUCCUGGGUUUUGCUGUGGCUUCUGUCACAGCAAAUACAACAGUCAGAGCAAUAACCACAGCUUCAGACAAACUUGGCGCAGACAUCACUUACGCCACCACUGUAACAACCCUCAGCAACAACAACACCACCACCACUGAUAACAGCCCAAUCAUCAACACAACACAAAUGGAUGUCACUACCAGCAGUGGCACGAAUGUGACAAAGGGCAACAGCACCAUUUCACCCUUGACAACAAAGCAGAAGGAUUCAGGUAAUGAAAGUCCUGGCAAUACAAGCUACACCCCAGUGCCCUCAGUGACCACACCUACACCCAAGAAGUCUACCACUAAGACUGCAACCAAACCAAAGCCCAAAGAGAAAACCCCCACUGCUGAGCCAAAGACAGCAGCAGGAAGCGACAGCACUGGCAUCAUCAUCCUAGUUGUGAUCAUCAUCGUAGCUCUUGCAUUUGGAGUUGCCUGCUACUUCGCACGGAAGAGAGGAAGGCGCUACUCUGUAGACUUUACUUCCAGACCAGAUGAAGCCAACAUCCCUCUGAGCACUAUUGAGCCUGAGUUGCCUAUUGAUUCUGCACCUCAGAACGGUCUGACAACCUUUGAAAGUGCAGAAACUACUACACAAGAGCCGCAAGAACCAGAGGCAAAACCUGAAGCACAGGAGGAGCAGAAAGCUGAGGCCGAUAAACCUGCUGUCGAACCCAGCGCUGAGUCUGCACCCCCAGCCCCAUCCCCAGACAGCUCUGAGGACAAACCCAAAGAGGACGUCGUUGAGCAGCCUCCUCCUGCUGCACCUGUAGAGCAGAAUGUGGAGGAGAAAACUGAUGAUGAAGGCACCGUCUCCAACAAGACCUCAGUGGAGUCGCUGAAGGAGACAAAUGAGAACAACAGCAACAAUGUCUGUCAGUUGAGAGAUUUGGAGAGGAGCAGCACAUUCUGGGACGUUCCUCUCAAUUGUCCUGUGUGAGACAUACCGCCUCUCUGCCCCUGUGCGGUUCUCUUCAGGAACUUGAUUGAAGAAGUGACCACGGUGGAGGACACGACUGUGAGACCUAGUUGUCUGUUGCCUCCUGGUUGGAAACAAAUUUUCUUGUAACACAGCAGCUUUUUUUGAAGUUAAAUGUCAGCUGAGCUCAGCUUUUCAAGUAUUUUACCAAUAGCUGAAUUUAUUUUUUUUUCUUUUUUUUUCUACAAACGUUCACAAUUUACUAGAUUUGUAGUCUAAAUAUUAUUAUUUUUUUGUACUAGGUAACACAUUAUUUCAAGUCCUCCCUAUUUACUAUAGACCUGACCAGUAUAUGGGAUGCCCGGUAGCUCGCUGGGUAAACUGCAUACCAUUAAGGCUGAGUUCUUACUUCUAACUGUCACAAAUAUCUUAAGAACAAAAGAAGCAUUCAUAAACAAUAUAUAAACAUAUAAUAAAUUGUUUAUAACACAAUAUAAUGUGGUCGUAAACAGAUAUAUGUGUUCAUUAAUGUAUUUGUCAAUGACUAUAACUCCUGCUGUGGAUUUACAGUAUAGAAAUACAGCUGUUUUAAUUUAAAAUAUUUCUUCAUAGGAGAAGUUAUAAUUGCUGGCAAAUACUAAACAAUAAUAAACACUUAACAAUGUCCUUAAAGUGGCUUACAACUACAUUAUAGUGUGUUUUAAAGCAUUAAAUAUGUCUAUACUGCUUAAAUAGGGGGACUAAGGGUAAAGUGUUACUGGUACAAAGGGUUUUAAGCUGUUCAUCUUAUCAAUGGUUAUUAAAUAAUGUAAAUACAUAAAUACUAUUAUAAUGCCAUGUAGGUGUAAAUACAAGUAUUGGCUUUCUAAAUUCACUGCAGACUCCCUGAUCAAAGAUAUCCGUAAAAUAUCAUACAUUUUGGUAUUUUAGUAUUUUGGUACACAUUUGUAAUAUAUAAUAACAACAAGAAUUUAAUAUACAGAAAAAUAAGACAAAAUGGGAUCGUUAGUCUGAAAUAAGUGCUCUUGUAUCAAUGUUAGGAUGUUAUUACUGUAGAUGCUGCAUUUUGCUCUUCCAGGCUGUUCCCAUUCAGUAGUUAAGUUUCCAUUAUGCUGAAUAAUUGCAAUAAUAUGAAUGUCCUAUGAAUGUAUUAAAGGAUUUAUUUUAACUGUC